AUGUGUCUCUGUACUGUCUUUAUGUUCUCAGGUGUUGUUAGAGCUACGUGCCCCCCAGGCUGGCAGGGGUGGUCUGGACACUGUUACUAUAUAGAGACAGGGGAUCGGAUGUCAUGGACAAAUGCCAAGGCAGCCUGCACCCAUUACAAGGACACACGGCUUCUCUUUAUUAACCGCCCUGAGGAGAAGGUACAGGACUCACAGUACAUUAAGGACAGAUUGAUAUCUGUGCAUGUCACAGCCUGGAUCAGCACUUUACUAACGAUUAAUGCUAAAUCCGUCCUGCCGUUACAGAGCUGGGUGUCUACCGCCAUUAAAGAGAACUCCUGGAUCGGACUCAACGAUAUUGAUAAAGACGGCAAGUGGAGCUGGGCAGGCGGUGAACCAGCUGAUACGUCAGCCACAUGGUGCGUGAAAAACAAGGCAGCAUUCUGAUACACACAUCUGUAACACACGUUUCAUGUAUGUAGGUAGUGGGGAAUUACGAUGCCACAUAAACAUAGAUAACCCCAAUAAGCCCUCCCCCCCCCAAUAACGACAGACAACUCAGUAUGGAUGAACAGGCCACAGCAUUUAUUAUAACAUAAAUAAAUUACUGCAUAACAUUCCAUAACUUUAUUUAUUAAACUUUUCUUUCUGUUAGAAAUAAAUAAUCAUAAAUUAACAUAUAUACAUAUAAUAACAAAACGUGCUAUGCAGAGACCCAACCGUCCUUGCCAAUAAACAUACAGUGGUUCCUAAUCACCACUUCCUCUCACCUCCCCCCUCGUCAUAAAAAUCAUAUAUUUCCAAUGCCCGCCAUCAGCCGACCUUAUCCACGCUCGAUGGGCACGACACCUCAGGUAACCUAAUGUUAACCUUUUGAAGCAGGGGAGAUUGAGACCUGCAAAACAUAAAAACGUACUCUAUCCUUAAACGUAACCCCUCAAACUUAAUUGGCAAGGAUGUACCCCGGCUAGCUGUGACUAACUAAGACUCAAAAGGGGUGGGCGGGAGGGAAGCUGUUUGCUGGCCCGUAUCCCAAGUGGCACUGAGGUAAGACCUCCCCCACGCUAACUUAUAUUGAACCUAACCCCUCCCAUACACAUUACCCAAGUCACUCCCCUGCAUCUAUCCCCACACUCCUACAUGUGCCCUUGUCCGCUUAGCUGCGCUAUCUCCCCAGGGCCUUAUUCAAUUAUGUUAAACAACGCAAUCUGAGCUAUUUACCAAACAUGGAUCUGUGGAGAAUUAACCUGCAAAUUUCACAUCUUAGGUCAAAAACUGGAAUGGAAAACAAUUUCCUAACAGCUAUCUUGACCUAAAUUGUAGAAUUCCGUGGUGGGUUCGCCACCAUUCCCCGUUUAGUUAAUAACCCCUAGCUGUACUCAUUACCCCGGCACAGGCUCAUUGACCUAACGUCAGCUCCCGCUGGCUGUGCGGAGAUCAGUACUGAUGGCAAAGUGACGUCACAGACAAACUGCGCGGCUCUGAGAACCUGGAUCUGUGAGAGAGAUGAAGGUACGGACACUUCUACUCACCCUGCUUGGGGAAACUGGGUUACUGGCCCUUAAACAGCACACUAAGCACUUUCAUGGAAUUUCCUGGCAUUCAGCUGCUGUUUGUCUGCAGUUAAAGGAAAUUUGGUUCCAGGUCGACUGUUUGGGAAAUAGCUGGGUCACCCAUCUUAUGUGGAGACUUCACUAAAUUCAACAGACAAAUUGUGGACAAAUGGCCGCAAAAAUUGGGUUAAAGUAGCCAAAUCUGCCUUUUACGAACAGCCAGGUUAUUUAGCUUGUCUCCGUGUUUCCCGCCCUUCCGUGUCCCCCAUCCUUCCGUGUCCCCCAUCCUUCCGUGUCCCCUGUCCCUCCGUGUCCCCCAUCCUUCCGUGUCCCCUGUCCCUCCGUGUCCCCCAUCCUUCCGUGUCCCCUGUCCCUCCGUGUCCCCCAUCCUUCCAUGUCCCCUGUCCCUCCGUGUCCCCUGUCCCUCUGUGCCUCCUAUCCCUCCGUGUCCCCUGUCCCUCUGUGCCUCCUAUCCCUCUGUGUCCCCUGUCCCUCUGUACCUCCUAUCCCUCCGUGUCCCCUGUCCCUCUGUGCCUCCUAUCCCUCUGUGUCCCCCGUCCUUCCGUGUCCCCCGUCCCUCUGUGUCUCCUAGCCCUCCGUGUCCCCUGUCCCUCUGUGCCUCCUAUCCGUCUGUGUCAACUGUCCCCGUCCCUCCGUGUCACAAUGGGUUCUCCACCAAACAUUAACAGAAAGCCUCACGUCUGUCAUUUCAAGUUUACUGAAUAACCCCCAAUGUUUUCUAACAUACUAAUUGCAGAUCUAUAUUUUUUAGCAGUGGAUUUAUUUCUAGAGUAUCCACGCCACGCAUUACUGAAACCGCGUGCAAACUCGGAUCAGCUGGCCUCGUUGGGCAGUGCGAAGGAAGCGUGUAUUCUGGGAUCAGAGAGCUGCACUGGCGUGACGCAGUGGGAGGGAGCCUUUGUACUGGUUUCUGGGAACCAAAUGGUUCUUUCCACCUUAGUUCCAGUGACCGCCUACCUAAGGACCGGUAGGUCCCUUUCACCAAUUCCCUCUCACCGUAAAAUUAAAUCGAUAUCGAUAUCAGCCAGUUUAUCGCGCGCAGUCGCCACAUCGGUUAUGGAUGGAACCUCUCCGUUUCUGGCAGACCGAGGUGUUUUAGCUCUGGCUAUAAAUUGCCGGUCACCGUGUCAGUGGUUAUAGUCAUUACACUAAUUAUCAGCAUUAUUAUUCUAUUAAACAGGCAUACCCCACUUUUAAGUACACAAUGGGACCAGAGCAUGUAUGGAAAACAAAAAUGUACUUAAAGUGAAGCAAUACCUUUUUUCACUUCCCAAUGCAUGUACUGCAUUGCAAUAGUCAUUUACAGGCAUAACUGAUACUGCAACUGCAGCUUUCCAGUGAUUUUAUUUCCAGUGAUUUAUUUAGUGAUUUCCAGUGGGCUUUUAUUCAGUUAAAACAAACCUUAAAAAGAAAAAUCUUAUUCCAGAUCGUACCAUUUAUCUUUAAUGUUUUACUCAUCUGACAACCUUAAACUGUGAGGAAAAGUAAAAUAAACCUGCCCACUGGGCCAUAUUCUGUCAAUACAGUGCCAAUUUGUGUUUGUUAGGAGCUUAGUUGCACACUUUGUUUAGAAACACCUCUUCAUCACUUUAAGCAUUUAUGGUUUAACUUUGAAUCCUCAGGAUUGUGGCUAAUGCAGCUAAGCUGCUAAGUCAUAGUUAUAGAAAAUGGCAGGGUAAACCCUUUCACUGGAUGGCAGCCGAUUGCAGAAUAUGGACAAUGUGUGGGCAGAAAAAUAUAUAUAUAUGUUCAGCUAGGAGUAGGCAUUAUGACUUUGAGAUGAAUAACCUGUGCCAUGUCAGAAGGUGUGAAAAGUUCCUGCCCCAAUGACACUGAACUGAGCUGCUCCGGGCGAGAACAGAACCUUCCAUUUCCUGUUCUCUUGCGGACAGAAGAGGCACGGGAAUGUCUGUACUCGCUAGGCACCUUUACGUACACUCGCAGGUAUGUCUGUACUCGUGAGUGUAUGUAAAGUGAGUGUAUGUAAAGCGGGGUAUGCCUGUAUUACGGUUUCUCACCCCACCCCACCUCCAGUUUGUUCUUUUAGUUUCAUAUCUUUUGGGUUUGUUUUCUGACACUGUAAUGGAACUCCUUACCAUGGUAAUCCUUUGCCACGCUGAGCAUUAGACAGCAGAGCUUGCACUCUAAUAUGACUGACACCGUGAGUGUUGGCGCUGUUGCCGUAGCAUAGCUUUGUGUUUGUUAGGAUUGUGGUGGAUGUACAGCUAAAGAAUUAAAAUGUUUUUAUCUUCAGCCUGUGCCCCAGGGUACUAUGGGAUAAAAUGCGCCAACACGUGCUACGCGUGUCCGCAAAAUCUUAUCUGCAACGCCGUCACUGGACUCUGCGACAGCAUCGUUACCUGCAUCGGUGGCCUUCAGCUCUCCGGCUGUCAAAGUAAGGGAAUAAUUCAUAUUUAUUUACCGCAAACUCCUAAGAGGGAACAAUGCAACGCUCUGGGGCAAUAUCGCCAUCGUGUCGCAGUUGUCAUGGAAACCAAGAGCAUGAUCCCUCUAUUUCCUACACAGUCAGAAUUGCUGUAAAUACAAAGCUUGGAGUGAAUAUCGAUGAAAUGCGCUGCUUGUGAGGUCAUCGCCUUCUCCGAUCUCACUGUUUAGGAUAUAUUCUAUAAAUAAUGCGCUGUACAUGCACUAGACAAGGAAUUGUGGAAGAUUUUUUGGGAAAAUAGCCACCGCAGCCUCUAUUCAAGAAAAAAAACUCCAAACGGGCGCCCUCUACUGCUGGAACCCGUUACUGCGACACAAUGGCGAUAUUGCUCCUGUUUCAGUUAUUGUUUGCUGAGCCUAUUCAAUAAUCUUAUUUAUUAUUUGCUUGAAAAUUGUUUCUGCAUUCACCUCGAUAAUGAUAACAUAAAUGUUACUAUGUGUGAAGAGUGGGUCCCACGCAACCAAUUUCAUACGUGUUUAAAUAAUAAGAGCCAUCCGCCCACUGCUUCCUACUGUAAGGAUGUAAAUCAAUGGAUACAAUUUAAGCCCCUCCCAUGCAGAGCAUUCACUGAGUGCCAGAGCUUUGAUCUGCCCAUGCAGGAGCUGUGAGCCUGGAAUGUCCACAGGAGCCCGGAUGGUGGUUCUGGGAGGACCACUGUUAUUUUAUAUCAGAGAAAACUGAAACUAAGUCGUGGAAUGAUGCAAAGGACGCAUGCACCUUCUACAAGGGGACCUCACUGCUCACCAUAAACAGUCAGGAGGAGAAGGUACUGAGUUCACAUAGUUUAGCCAACUGAAAACAUCACAUAUAGAGUGUUAAAUCAAAUCUAGUACAUGGAAAUGGUGCAUAUUACACAUAAAUAUAGUAUAGAAAAAAGUACUGCAUACAUCAUGAAGAUAAAUAUUAUAUAGGCUAUAUAAAUACAUAUUAUAUAGUGUCACGAUAAAUAUUAUAUAGGCUAUAUAAAUACAUAUUAUAUAGCGUCACAAUAAAUAUUAUAUAGACUCUAUAAAUACUUAUUACACAGUGUCACGAUAAAUAUUAUAUAGACUAUAUAAAUACAUAUUACACAGUGUCACGAUAAAUAUUACAUAUACAUAUUAUAUAGCGUCACAAUAAAUAUUAUAUAGACUCUAUAAAUACUUAUUACACAGUGUCACGAUAAAUAUUAUAUAGACUAUAUAAAUACAUAUUAUAUAGUGUCACGAUAAAUAUUACAUAGACUAUAUAAAUACAUAUUAUAUAGUGUCACGAUAAAUAUUACAUAGACUAUAUAAAUACAUAUUAUAUAGCGUCACAAUAAAUAGUAUAUAGACUAUAUAAAUACUUAUUACACAGCAUCACGAUAAAUAUUAUAUAGACUAUAUAAAUACAUAUUACACAGUGUCACGAUAAAUAUUAUAUAGACUAUAUAAAUACUUGUUACACAGCGUCACAAUAAAUAUUAGACUAUAUAAAUACAUGUUAUAUAGCAUGCGGAUAAAUAUUACUAAGACUUUAUAAUUACAUACUGCAUUCUUGGUGUCUCUGCAGGAAUGGGUGUCCUCUAUGAUAAGUGAUCAGGCUUGGACCGGUCUGAGUACAACAUCCAGGGGUCUUAUAUGGACCUGGGCCGACGGCCAGACCCCGACUGUCUCUGCUUCCUGGUAAGAUAUAACUAGGCUGACAAUGUAAUGGUAAAAUCAGUAAAACCAGUCAGGAGUGUAAUAUAGCGGAAUUCUCCUUAUAUUGGCAGGCAUUUCACUGUUUAAUAGUUAUGAUAUAAGAUGUCAAAGUAAUAUGUAGAGUAUUUCCCACUCCGCAGAAACCCAGAAUAAUCUCAAUUAUUAUAAUUUACACCAGAUGCAUUCUGGGAGAUUGACCGAUUUCUGAUCUUUUCAGGUUUUCUGUUACACCACUUGGUUAUAUAAAGAACACUUUCUGUGUUGUCAUCACCCCUGCGCCAGCGUCUUUGGCCGCCCAGGAAUGCGUUCUCUCUUACCGCUGGGUGUGCGAGCAGUCUGGUAAGAGUUUAUUUCUAUUACUCGGAAAAUAAAGGCGGUUUAAUAGAUGAACAUGUGCCCCGCUGACCUAUUCGGGAUAGGCUUACUUACUAGCGCUCCCAUAACCUAUAACGGUAUAGUCUGGGGCGGCCUGUAAUGGUGAAUCUAAAUACGAGGUAAGUCCCCUUCUCGGAUAUUAUUACCAUACAGGUAUAGUCUGGGGCGGCCUGUAAUGGUGAAUCUAAAUACGAGGUAAGUCCCCUUCUCGGAUAUUAUUACCAUACAGGUAUAGUCUGGGGCGGCCUGUUAUGGUGAAUCUAAAUACGAGGUAAGUUCCCUUCUCGGAUAUUAUUACCAUACAGGUAUAGUCUGGGGCGGCCUGUAAUGGUGAAUCUAAAUACGAGGUAAGUCCCCUUCUCGGAUAUUAUUACCAUACAGGUAUAGUCUGGGGCGGCCUGUAAUGGUGAAUCUAAAUACGAGGUAAGUCCCCUUCUCGGAUAUUAUUACCAUACAGGUAUAGUCUGGGGCAGCCUGUAAUGGUGACUCUAAAUACGAGUUAAGGCCCCUUCUUGGAUAUUAUUACCAUACAGGUAUAGUCUGGGGCGGCCUGUAAUGGUGAAUCUAAAUACGAGUUAAGGCCCCUUCUCGGAUAUUAUUACCAUACAGGUAUAGUCUGGGGCGGCCUGUAAUGGUGAAUCUAAAUAUGAGGUAAGUCCCCUUCUCGGAUAUUAUCAUACAGGUAUAGUCCGGGGCAGUCUGUAAUGGAUUCUCUAAAUACGAGAUAAGUGUCCCCUCUCGGAUAUUAUUAGCAUAUAGGUGUAGUCUGGGGCUACAUGUAAUGGUGUCUCUAAAUACAAAGUAAGUUCCUCUCUGAGCAUGGUGAAGACACCGCAAGGCCAAAUAUCUUCAGAAAUGAAUUGAACGAAUGGAGGAUUCGAGUCGGGAAGAAAUGGGGGAUCAAUUUGGACAGGUGUUGACGGAUCCACCCGUGUACACAUUCUGAUUAUUAUAUUUUGUUUUCCUGUAGUCCGGACCCCCUUCCAGCCAAUCCCGGGGAUGAUCAUUCUGGAACCUCUGCCGCAGAGUAUGGCCGGUUACCCAGUACUGAGGGCUGCAGAGUUGGGGUGUCUGAGUAAUAUCCCACAAUGCACUGGGGUGACCCUCUGGAAUGGCAUGUAUUUCUCUGUUAGUGGAACCCAGCUGGUAAAGCACCAACUCGUGGCGGGCACAGCCUACCUGAGAUCAGGUAACAGAUAAACCUGCUGGCAAACAGGACGCACACAGUCCACACACGUCAGGGCCUUGUCUGACUCAUGAUCCCUAGGCAUCCGCCGUAAUUUAUAUUUUGUUAAUAACCCCAUGUAACAGUAUAGGGAAACCAACAUACACAUUAUUGGUGAUAAACGGGUUCAUGCUAUUAUAUAAGCUAUUAUUUAACACAGCCUGAUAUUAAUAAUACAAUCUGUUUUGCCUCCAGCUUGCUCAGUGGGGUAUUAUGGCCCCAGAUGUGCUCAGAGAUGUCCAGUCUGCAUGACAGGAUUGGUGUGUAAUUCUGCGCAGGGGGAGUGCCAGGGUACACAGACUUGUGUGUCCAAAACACCACUAUUAAUGGAUUGUGUAUACGGUCAGUCUUUAUUAGUUAUGAUACACUUACUGUGCUAACUGUAUUACUGUAUAAACUGUAUUUACUAUACUGACUGUAUUUAAUAUACUGACUGUACUGACUGUACUGACUGUAUUUACUGUACUGACUGUAUUCCUGUAUUAACUGUAUUUACUAUACUGACUGCACUAACUGUAUUUACUGUACUGACUGUAUUUAAUAUACUGACUGUACUGGCUGUAUUUACUGUACUGACUGUAUUUCUAUAUUACUUUAUUUACUGUUGUACUAUGCUGACUGUGUUUACUGUACUGACUGUACUAACUGUAUUACUAUACUUACUGUACUGACUGUGCUGACUGUACUAGCUACAUUACUGUACUAACUGCAUUACUCUAUUAACUGUAUUACUGUAAUGACUGUAUUUAAUAUACUGACUGUAAUGACUGUAAUGACUGUAAUGACUGUAUUACUGUUUUAACUGUACUGACAGUUCUAACUGUAUUACUGUAUUAACGGUAGUUACUGUACUGACUGUAUUUAAUAUACUAGCUGUUCUAACUGUACUGACUGUACUAACUGUAUUUACUAUGCUGACUGUACUAACUGUAUUACCGUACUGACUGUAUUUACUAUACUGGCUGUACUAUUUACUAUACUGACUGUUUUAACUGUAUUACUGUACCAACUGUGCUGACUGUAUUCACUGUACCUACUGUAUUUACUAUACUGACUGUACUUACUGUAUGACUGUACUAACUGUGUGUACUGUUCUACUAUACUGACUGUACUAACUGUAUUGCUAUACUUAUUGCAUUUACUAUAUUUACUGUACUGACUGUCUUACUGCAUUUACUGUACUUACUGUAUAGUACUGACAGUAUGUACUAUAUUUAUUAUACUUACUGUAUUGUACGAACUGUACUUACUGAAUUUACUUUGCUGACUAUUAUUUCUGUACUUAUCACAUUUACUGCACUACAUUUAUUAUACUGACUGCAUUAACUGUACUUACUGUUCUAACUGUACUUACUGUAUUGUACUGACUGUACUUACUGUAUUGUACUGACUGUAUAUACUAUAUUUACUCUAUUGGCUACACUUACUGUAUUGUACUAACUAUACAUACUAUAUUUACUGUAUUGGCUGUACUUACUAUAUUAUACUAACUGUACGUACUAUAUUUACUGUGUAACGAAUGGUUGGUAUUUCGUAUACCCAUUCGUUCGUAUGCUCCCGAAAGGCUAGGGACUUUGACUAUAGCCUGUUCGCCUGGAGUGCUGAUUCGUCCGUUCCCGAAAUCCAAAUUGCAUAAAGUAAAACCAGCGGUUUGUCAGUCACAUACCCAAACAUCAGUCGAGACUUGAUGAAGGGUACAUCAGAAAUAUUUUAUUCUGGCCAGACGGCCUGCUUUUAUACACAUCAGUGAUACAGUCAAAUACACCCAUAACACUCCCACAACACGCCCAUGAAUUUCUGAGUUAGGAUGACUGCAUAAAAACAUCAAAUAUUAAAAAUACAUAGAAACACAUAUAAGACAAUAAGGAAUCCCCACAAAUAUUAUAUCCCCGGAUAGCUUGGGUCUGAGUGCCCAAGUUAUCUAAAUAGCGCUCAGGUCCCAUGAAUACAGCCGAAUCGCCACUGGGGUAAAGUUUUGACCAACCCCUCAAGAGGCGUCUGCCCAAAUCCGUUCCAGAGUUUCAAUGGUAACAGUCGGUCCAUUUCGGGAGUUCCAAACUGAACAAAAAGACAAACGGUUCCCCUGGCUUAUAGGUAGCUUUUGUUCGCCUUGUUCGUGCGAACAAACCUCCCGAACGGCGCUCUCCUGGCUUGUCGCGGAAAGAUGCAGGCAUUUGUAUCUUUUCAUCUGUGGUUGUUCGCGAGGUUGAGUGUCCGACUUAGAGUUCCAGACACUCCACAACCAAGUCCCGCUGUUUGCGUUUAUGCGACAAGAUAGCCACCAUUUUCUCCAGCACGUGGUGUUCGGUUAUACGAACUGUGGUGAAAGUAACCUCACCACGGGCUCCUGGAGGAGCCUGCUUGCCAGCCUCUUGACCCAGGACUAAGGGCCCUGGAAAAGCCAUGAAGAAAAGACUUGGUUUGUGCCAUUUCUCCAUACUGUUCGGGAACCGAACAUGCCCAUGAACUAUGGACCACCUGGUAGCUUGUUAAGCCCUAUCAUCACCUCUUAACGAUUCUAACCACAGUGUUCUAAUUGUCUGUCUGGGUGGCCGCAGUUUGUAUGAACGACCAUGAGGUGGCGGCGAUCUUGUUCCCAUGAACGGAGGCAGCGGUGUUUAGUCGUCGAGCUCAUGGAACUGAAAUCGGACACUGAAACUCCCGAACACCGCUGGACUUCCAUCAUCGCCUGCAUUCAUUUCUACACCACCUGGAAGGACACUGUUUGGUGGAAUAGUUCGUCUGGAUGAGGGGAACAAGCUACACGGUAUGACUAUUGUCUACGUUCAGUAGUUUGUUAGUUUUAAACUACCGAACGUGACCGACAGCUACCACUUUUUCCCUGGAACUGUUUUGGGCAUAGGACCAUGUGUGCAGUCGGUCAAAUUAUGACUUCCAUUGAAAACCCGAACCCCUGUACCGAUCUGGGUGAUUUUUGGAUAUGCUGGUCACCCAGAUCGGGGCUAUCAGGGGAUGUGACUUUUGUGGGGUUUUCAUGUGUUUUGGUCGUACUUUUGGGGUGUCUGUAAAAUGUGUGUUUUCUGUGCCUGGAGAUAAUUAAGUUUGUACAGUUCCUGACUCAGUUAUCUUUCAGGCACAGGGGAGGGAUUACCCUGUUGUUUUGUAUAGAAAACCCCUUGCAUUAGCUAUUGCUUAAAAGGCCAUGUGUGGCCUCUAAUAAAGAGAUGACUCCAAGCAUUAAGCAUUGGCUCAUGUGUGGGGGGAACAGCUAUACUACUAUAUCACUUUUACUUUUACUAGCUAUACAGCUAUACUCUCUUGGAGGAGCUGAAUCCCACUGGGAGCUGAAUCCAGGUGUUUGGUCCAGAGUGAGAAGAGACGUCGAGACCCCAGCAAAACUGCAGUGGCUAAGGGGGCUACGGUGGUUAUGGUGUCCGGUGCAGUGCUUAUGGUACUAGAGCACUAGGAAGCGUGAUUGGUGGAGGUACCCAGUCGGGGUGCCUAACAGAGAAAGCACUUAAUUCUGUGGUUUCUUUGAACUUAAUGAACCAGGGGGAUGGUCGAUGUUCGGUAGAUUUAUCUACCGAAUUCAGAGAAAGUAACUUGGGGAAUAAAGUAUAUAGUUUUGUCACAUGGCUCCCCCCCAGUUCUAUGGUGCCACACACCCACCUAGACCCUGACAGGUUGGCUUGGGGAUGUCCAGGAAAAAUAAUUACGGUUCCAAUUCCGUCAGCCUGAAUAAUCCAUCUGCAUUGCCGUUUUGUUUGCCUGGCCUGUACUGAAAUUGUAGGGUUGCAAGACACCAGUGCAGCAAACAGGGUUUAUCUCCUGUAGACAUGUGCAUUCGUUAUCGGACGAAUUUUCUGACUUUUUCGUAUUUGUUUACUAUAACAUAAACAAAAGUCCUACAAACGAAUUAUAUAUGAAACGAAAGGGCAAAUACCGAAUGCACCUUUUUGUUUCAGUUCUUUUGUUUAAUAGACUCCGUGCUGCAGGAGAAUUAACCCCCACAGCACUUAGGAGAAACAAAAAAACCUGGAUCUCCCUGCAGCAGCAGGAGACUUAACCCGUGUGUGUAAGAGUCUUGGGCCGGAACUUACCACCUAUUUGUAUGUUUUCCCCUUUAUUUCGUAUGUUUUAUCCUUUUUCCGUUCGGGAGUACUUCAUACGAACAGAAUCCAUUCGUCUCCCGAACGAGGACCACCCCUGUACCCCAUUAGAACACCAGAUAACACCAGCAACUUAAGUGCAAAACCGCAAGAGCAGUAAUUAAUCAUUAAUAUGGGGAUCAUAGUGACCCCCAUAGGUUUUAAUGCAGGGAGUAGGAAUAGUUAUUUAUUACAAGGAGGGAGCUAGUAGCGCUGCUGGCUCCGUUCUUCCUUCCUUCCUUCCUUUUUUUUUUUUUUCGCAUGUGCAGUGUUAUUUUUGUCUUAAUGGACGAAAAAUAAUUAUUUUUACCAAAAUUAAUCUGAAAAACGAAUGUUUUAGAGACUAAAUUCGGAAUGGACGAAUUACAUUUUUAGUUAGUACGAAUUCAUGCAUACGAAACGAAAAUUUCACUUGUGCACAUGUCUAAUCUCCAGCGACUCUGUUCAGCCAGAUGUGAGGGGGUUGUGGUCUGUCAUCAAAGUGAAGGGAUGACCAUAGAGAUAGGGCUGCAAUUUCUUUAAUGCCAUACAAGAUCCAAACAUUCUUUUUCCAUGGUGGCAUAGCUGACUUCCCUGGUUAACAGUUUUUGGCUGAGAUAUGCCACCAGGUGCUCCAUUUCAUCAUCCCCCACUUGGCUUAGCACGGCUCCAAGCCCAAACAUGGAGGCAUCUGUGUGGACAAGAAACUUUUUAGUAUGGGUUGGGGCAGCCAUUACAGGUGCCUCGCUCAGCGCUGUCUAGAGUCUCUGGAAAGCGGCCUCGCACUCCGGGGACCACACUACCUGUCUGGGAAGUGACUGCCCCUGGAUAUCUAAUAGCAUAACCUACCACCGUAGGAUGUAGCUCUUACCCGAGGUACUGGGCUUAUAAAGGGGGCCUAUCAAGUCCACCGCUACUUGGUGGAAGGGUUCUUCUAUUAGGGGCAAGGAGUAUAGUUUGGGCCUCGGGAGGCCACCACUCUUCCCUAUCUUUUGGCAGGCAUCACACUUCCUGCAGUAAUUUUGCAGGUCACGUGUGAUCCCUGUCCAGAAGAAGGUCUGGGUUAACCGGUCUUUAGUUUUCAGAAUACCCAGAUGUCCUGCUAGUGGAAUGUCGGGGCUGAGCUUGAGAAGCUCUGCCCUAUAUUUAGAGGGCACUAUCUGCUGCCUUUUCGCUACUUGCUCAGCUCCGAUCCCCGUGUCACCCUGUAUAAUAACCCCUUCUCCCAUUAAAACCUUUCAUGUGCUAUAUCUCCCUGGGGGGACUCUGCCACCUUCCUAUACUCUUCUAAUGUGUGGUCUGCCCCCUGUUCCUGUUCAAAACCUUGGGGGGUACCAGGGUCCUACGGAGUGCGACCGCUCCCCCUGGCGGGCUUGCAAUAUUAUGGUCACCAGGUUUUGUUGGUUCGGGCUUGUGACUUUAUCUUGUGUGGCUGUACUAGGGUGAGGGUGGCGCUAUUGUCUCUCAGGCACCUUGCCUCCUGCCCGUUGAUGUUGACCCACUGCUGAUGAUCAUGCAGAACAGUCCACUUCUCCUCAUUGUAUCCUUAUGUGGUGGCAACUUGUAAGGACUAUCCUGCUACACUCUCUAGAGUAGGAGAGGUCUACCCACUGAAAGCAGAGAAAACAUAUCUGAAGCAUAUCAGACUGAUCCCACCUGUACGGGCAGUCCAGAUCCAAAAUGCCAGCAAUGUUCUCUCUGUAAUGGCACAAGAUGCGCUAAAACCAGCUUGAGAUCUACCCACCGGGGACCCACCGAAGGGCAGGUUAUUUCGUCUGCUGUCCGUUCUCAGUAUACUCUUGUGCUCCGUUUUUUUGCUCUACUCUAUUGUACUGUACUGACUAUACUUAGUGUAUUUACUAUAAUUCUGUACUGGCUAUACUUACUGUAUUUACUCUACUUACUGUAUUGUACUAACUGUACUAACUGUACGUACUAUAUAUACUGUACUUAGUGUAUUUACUAGAAUUCUGUACUGGCUGUACUAAUUAUAUUUCCUGGCUGAGAUCUAAUGGCUGUAUUGUGGGUGUUUUUUCUUGAUGCAGCUCUGAUCAGCACCCUCUGCCCUGGUGACCGUUGGCGAUUAUGGAAUAAAGGCUGUUAUUAUAUAGAGACGACAACCGGUAAAACUGCUCCAGAUUCAUCCCUGUUCUGUGAGAGAUUUCGAGAAACGAACCUUCUGACUGUGGAUACAGACACAGAAAAGGUUUCGUACCGGGUCCAGUAA
Messenger RNA from Pelobates cultripes (western spadefoot toad), 13587 nucleotides. The record is from the annotation of a GenBank genome assembly. Lineage: Eukaryota; Metazoa; Chordata; Amphibia; Anura; Pelobatidae.